Molecule: messenger RNA, 573 nt
Organism: Lolium perenne
Lineage: Eukaryota; Viridiplantae; Streptophyta; Magnoliopsida; Poales; Poaceae
Source: RefSeq, a predicted model, not a curated record
AUGCUCCACCACACUCACCGCCCACCACCUUACGCCACCACGGCCUUGCAGGCACCCCCGCCGUCUCACCAUGACCAACGAACUGGGGUCAUCACGAACAAGACGAGCCACCCGGGAGCGAGGGACAGCACGACAGCAGCCACGCCGGAGGGAACCGCCUCCACCGCCACCUGCGGACGUCGACCGGACGCGUCGACCAGAUCACACCGGGCCCACCAGGCCCAGCCGAGCCCGAGCGGGCUCGUGAAGAUCCGGUCUCCAUGCUGCAGCGUACGCGCCGCCGGCAGCGCCAUCCCCCACUCCGGCCGCCCCUCCGUCCGUCACGAGGACCACCGCUGGGUAGGGAGCCGGCCCACCCGGACCCAGAUAGAGCCCAAAGGGCCUAGAUCUGGGCCAGUCAGGCGCUGCCCCGAGCCGCCGCGCCGUCCCGUGGCCAAGGGGCCAUGCCACCGCCUCGUCGCCACCCGCCGCCGCGCCGCCCGGGGGGACGCGCCGCCGCCGGAACCCCCGCCGGCCAGGGAGCACCGCCGCCUGCCCGCCAGCCCCCGCCUCGGAGAGGAACGCGCCGGGUAG